Neopsephotus bourkii (Bourke's parrot) is the source of this 592-nucleotide messenger RNA. RefSeq names its product cell death regulator Aven-like. The coding region runs from base 1 to 534 and encodes 177 amino acids. Lineage: Eukaryota; Metazoa; Chordata; Aves; Psittaciformes; Psittacidae. Gene Ontology annotation, biological process: negative regulation of G2/M transition of mitotic cell cycle. The record is from RefSeq and is a predicted model, not a curated record. The transcript has 3 exons.
AUGUUUGGAGGCUGUCUUGCACACAAUCAUGAAAUGAUGGAGUUUUUAGUUCUUGGAGAUGCAUCAACACCUGAAGAGCUCCCACAGAUGAAAUCUAAAAUUAUCAAAGAUGGCAAGAAAGAGCUUCAGUUCCGACAGGCUCCAGCUCAAAGUGAAACAGUGUUGGUGUCCCAUGCCACUGGCAAUUCUGAUGCUCCUUCAGAGCCUGGAAGUAAAAAUGGUCAUAGGACAACUGCAGAACCCUUUCAGAGGGGUCAUCCACUAUCAAAGCAAGAGACUGACCAUUUGGAUGAAGAACUAGAUCUUCUCCUGAAUCUAGAUGCCCCCAUUGAUAAAGAAAACAGAUCCGUGUCAGAAGCAUUAUCCUACAACGUAUCGACUGAGAAAAAUCUGAAAAUGGAUUGUAAGGAAAAAGACCCUUUAAAACUAGAUAUGGCUGAAGAGAAGAGUACAGCAUCACAGCAACAGCAAAGUACAUCUAAAACUGUUACUGAGGAAGAGCUUGAAGAGUGGCUGGACAGCAUGAUUUCCUGAAGCUCAGAUUUUCUUCUGUGAAUAACUGAAUAUAGCAAACAUUAGGUAGAAAGUUGAA